CCAGUCAGCUGGGUUGAUUAGUCCAAUGGGAGCUAGCGCUGGCUUAGAAAGCUGCAUGCAAACACAUGAAAAUAACUAGAUGAUAUCUCACUUGGUUAUGACUGUUCAGUGACAUUCAGCUGUGCUGUAGGAGCCUCCAUUUCAGCACAAAAGGUGUAAUGGCAAGCAGCUGGAAUACAUACUCACAAACCAACACGAUAAAGAGGAAUCGGGACCUUGCUGAUAACUGAAGAUUUGAUGAUUCAUUUCUAAGCCUUGAUGUUUAACUGAUCUGCUCCACUCAUUGGACUAUUAAAGGACAAGCUUAGAUGGACUCCAACCAUCACAGAUCUGCAGAAACCUUCAUCUUUCAUAAAAACCUCAAAGUCCUGUCUGACAUGGGUCUGGCCCUGUGCAGACAGUCUCACAGCCACACGGCCAAAGUGGUUCUAGUGGGCCUGGACGGGGCGGGGAAGUCCACCCUCCUCCACCGCCUUCUUAGGGGCGAGCUGGCGCACACCACCCCCACCGUAGGCUUCAACGUGGGCUCGCUGGAGCUGGACUCUGGCCUGGAGCUGACCGUGUGGGACAUAGGGGGCCAGGGGGGCAUGCGCGCCCAGUGGGGAGACCACAUGGAGGAAUGCGAUGCCCUGCUGUUUAUGGUGGACGGGGUAGACCGGGUACGGAUCGGGGAGGCAAGGGCGGCGUUGGGGAGAGUGCUGGGGGAUGAGAGGGUGAGGGGGGUCCCCCUAAUGGUGCUGGUUAAUAAGAUGGACCUAACAGAGGCCAUGGGGCUCCAGGAGGUGACGGGCGGGCUGGGGCUGGAGCAGUGCUGGGAUAGAGACUGGGAGGUGCAGGGGUGCAGCGCUCACAAUGGCCUGGGGCUCCAAGAGGCCCUGGACUCUUUGGCCACACUCAUCAGAAAGCGCUGAGGGAGAACUCAGACACACACAAGGAUAUAUGGAAACUUUGGCAAAUGCACAGAUCAAUGGACAAGGAAUGGGCUCUCAUAUACAAACAGGUAAAGAAUAGGCACACACACAUUUGGACAAAAGGGAACCUGUGAGGCUUUUCAUAAGCUAACUGUGCUCCUAUCACUAACUAGCCCCAUGUCUCACAGUAUGCAACAUGCCAGUAGGUUAUUUGAAUAUAGAAACAGUUGUGAUAUUCACUAUGAAGGAAACUAUUCAAUGGGACUUGAGAUUCACAGAUUGGAAUUAAAUGGCUACUUUUAUCACAAGGACAAAACCCCAAUGAGAUCAUCCACCUGUUUUUACACUUACUGUAACAAUGACAUGUAUUUUACAUGAAACUAAUCUCCCCACAGCAAUGUCACAAGUGCCACUCAUUUUUACAAUUGACAGAAGAUGCAGUAUCCUUCUACACCACAAGGUGGUCUCCUUAUUUAGCCACAGUCCUGCUGGUUAUAGUUUCUCCCUGGAAGUUAAAUCAAUGGUUGCUACUCCAGAUUGAAGUGUUGACACUACCAGACUGAAGGGAUUGGUGAUACACAGUUACAUUAAAAUAGAACCUUUAGUCGUAUAUUCAGUAAAGCUGAUUACUUUUUAUUGGUCUUAAGUAUUUGAGAGCAAAUGUGUCAGGUAUAUUUAUCCAGGUACCAUGUACAGCAACUCUAAAUCACAUACAUGAGAGCAUAGUCACUUUGUCCCUUCUUUAGGAAUAAGAAUCUCUCCCCAAUUUUUCCAGACAGACAAUACACCUUGAUGUUACUGUAUCAAUCAGAAAGCUUGCAGCAGUGAGGAUCCAAUGGCUAACAGCACAUUUAUUUUGGUUAGGAUCAGUAGUACAGAGAACAUGUCCUAAGGAUGAGAUGAGAGGAAGUGAUGUCAUAAUCAAAAUCCCCUGAUUGAUUAGCAGAAUGUGGCAUUGAUGAGUUUGUUUGUGGUGAGGUGAAUGUAGUGUCUUCAAAGUAUUUACACCCCUUGGAAUGUUCCACAUUUUGUUGUGUUACAGUCUGAAUAUAACAGAUUAAAAUGUUGAUUUUGUGACAUUGGCCUAGACACAAUACGCCAUAAUGUCGAAGUGGAAUUGUUUUGACAUUCUUACAAAUUCUUUCAAACCUAAAAGCUGAAAUGUCAAGUCAAUAAGUAUUCACACCCUUUGUUAUGGCGGAUCAUUGCACAACCAAAGAUAUAGGCGUCCUUCCUAACUCCGCUGCCGGAGAAGGACACCGCUCAGGGAUUUCACCAUGAGGGCA
Molecule: messenger RNA, 2197 nt
Organism: Oncorhynchus kisutch (coho salmon)
Lineage: Eukaryota; Metazoa; Chordata; Actinopteri; Salmoniformes; Salmonidae
Product: ADP-ribosylation factor-like protein 11
Exons: 1
Coding region: 309-911 (200 amino acids)
Molecular function (GO): GTP binding; GTPase activity
Source: RefSeq, a predicted model, not a curated record